This is a messenger RNA of Plasmodium gonderi, 756 nucleotides long. RefSeq lists its product as hypothetical. The transcript is spliced from 3 exons. NCBI's taxonomy places the organism in Eukaryota, Apicomplexa, Aconoidasida, Haemosporida, Plasmodiidae. Bases 1 to 756 code for a protein of 251 amino acids. The record is from RefSeq and is a predicted model, not a curated record. Gene Ontology annotation, biological process: protein transport.
AUGACGCUCAAAACAUUCAAAAUGCCAAUGGAUGAAAGGGACUUAAAAAUGUUUGGUACCUUUUUGAACUUAUUUAAAGAGAGAGUGAACCUGCUUCAAAUAAAAAGCAGAACUGAAAUCAUGGUGCAGAAGAAGAACAUUACCUUUUUUCUAUUAAACUCAAAAACUGAGAAAGCCCAUGAGAAUAUCUGCCUAAUGCUUCGAAAUGAAAAUAUUUGUGAUAUAUGUAACAAGUUGAUUAGUCUAUGUAACGAAUCAACAUCCCUUGCAACAUUGAGCAAUCCAAAAAAUGAAAAUAAAAAAAAGCUAAAAAAAUGCAUAAGAAAUAUUUUGUACAGUGCUGACAAACUAAAUAUUAGCAAUACACAAAAUGUAAGAACUCAUUUUAUAAAACAUUUUGGAAAAGAUUUUAUUGAACAUGUUGAAAUGGAUUAUCUACUACUGGACAGAUAUGUAUAUACCCUUAUUAAUAAAUACACCUUUUCCCAUAAAGAGAUUGCAGAAGUUCAAAAUAACUUUUAUUUCGAAAUGCACAUACCAAUAAAUUAUCAGGCGGAUCAAUGUGUUUGUAAAUUUUGCAACUUCCCACAAAAUGAUGAUAUUCUUCAUAUGGUGAGAAAAAAGGACAUACUUCAAAUCGUUAACGCAUAUUCUACACAUGCAGAGAGUGUUCACGAUAAUGAGAAAAAAAAAAUAUUCAAAGAAAUGGAGAAUCACUUAAUACAAAAACUUAAUAAGACACUCUUGGGAGGAUAA